Messenger RNA from Oncorhynchus kisutch (coho salmon), 1012 nucleotides. Its product is annotated as pyridoxal phosphate phosphatase PHOSPHO2. Gene Ontology annotation, molecular function: phosphatase activity. The transcript is spliced from 2 exons. Lineage: Eukaryota; Metazoa; Chordata; Actinopteri; Salmoniformes; Salmonidae. The record is from RefSeq and is a predicted model, not a curated record. The coding region runs from base 207 to 938 and encodes 243 amino acids.
UUACACAUCCGGUGGAACAUCUGUCUCAUUGUUCUAUCUGUGGCUCAAUGGUUCCCAGUUCCCAGUUGUUCCGAACGCGACAUGUCUCAAGUGUGUGUUUAAGAUCCAACCGGCGAUGUCACGCAUCUAAAUUUACAUUUGUGUAAACGGUGUAACAACAGUGUGGGACCUAUUCCACCAGUGUUUUGCAGCAGAGGAGAAUCAUCAUGAAGACUCUGUUGGUGUUUGACUUCGACCACACCUUGGUGGAUGACAACAGUGACACCUGGGUCAUUCAGUGUAUCCCGGACCAAUGCCUGCCAGACCUGGUCAAGAACUCCUACCAGAAGGGACUCUGGACAGAGUACAUGGGCAGAGUCAUGUCCUAUAUAGGAGACCAGGACAUCAGCCCCGAUACAAUCCGAAGUGUGAUGGAGACAAUACCGUUUACAGACGGAAUGAUUGAACUGUUGACGUUCAUUGUGAGUAACAAGAACGACAUUGACUGCAUCAUUAUCUCAGAUUCAAACACAGUGUUCAUCGACUGGAUACUGCAGGUGGCUGGGGUUCAAGACGCGGUCGACCAAGUCUUCACCAAUCCGGCUGCGUUUGACAAGCGUGGCUACAUGGAGAUAGAAUGUUACCAUUCUCACCAGUGUAGCCAGUGCCCUGUCAAUCUGUGUAAGAGGAAAGUGCUGGCUGAUUUCCUGGCAGGGCAGUUGAAGGGAGGGGUAGAGUAUCAGAGAACUUUCUAUGUAGGGGACGGAGGGAACGACCUUUGCCCUUCCAACAGUCUAAGGGAAGGAGAUGUGGUGUUCCCUAGAAAGGGUUACACCUUGGAGAGGCUGCUCUCUAGACAGAGUGCACAACAAGGAGAGGGUUCGUCGAACCCGAGAGUCGUAGGAUGGACAAGUGGAAAAGAGAUCCUGAUGGAACUGAAAGCAUGUGUUCCCCUGUAGGGUACAGCUCUUUCUCAUACUAAAUGAAGUGUACUUGCAACGAUUAAAAAGUAUACCAAAUGCUUGAGAGGGAA